AAAAGCUCGGUUCUGUGAAAGACAGAAAUGAUGUCAGGCCAGUGCUGGCUAGUACCACGGACCUAUACAAUAGGUCCAUGCUGAUACCAGGGUAUACAUGCAAGUUUAUUUUAAGGAUAUCAAUUUAAGGGCAUUUAAAAGGGAAGUUCGGAACUAUUCUGUAAGCAUUUAUGAACUAGUUUCUCUGGAUAGAUGAUCAAUUAUUCGGCCUGAUGAAGCAAUUAGUUCUACUUCUCCUUCUCGGCUUCGCCGGUUUUUCAUCGGCCCAAGUUUUCGGAUUUGGUGGCUGUCCUGAGGUGCGUUUAGCCGAGGACUUCCAGCUUGACCGCUACCUGGGUCGUUGGUAUGAAAUCACAAAGUUCUACGCUUCCUUCGAGGCUGGUCUUUCGUGCGUGACGGCCGAGUAUCGACCAGGAGAUGAUGGUCAAAUCCUUGUCAUCAACACCGGACGAACGCGAGAUGGCGAGGCGACGAGCACCAUUCUGGGGGAAAUCCUACAACCUAACCCGGACGAAGGAGCAAAGCUGCAGGUCCAAUUCUUUAACAGACCUGGGCAAACAGGCGAGUACUGGGUUCUAGAUGUGGACUAUGACAGUUAUGCUCUGGUACACGGAUGCACAGAAAUCUUCUUUGGUUGGUUUAACUUCCAAAACAACUGGGUUCUCGCCCGUGAUCCGUUCCCGUCUGAAGACGUCAUCCAGAAUGCUUUGAGAAAGUUUGGAGAACAGGGCAUCAAUGUGGACAAGUUCAUCAGAGCCGAUCAAACGAACUGCGAGACAGAACCACCACGUCCAACAGAGAGGCCUGGUACUUAUAGACCACGCCCAUCCGAAGGCACUGACAGACCACGCCCCUCAGAGGGAACCGACAGGCCACGCCCAUCCGAAAAUCCUGACACUGAAAGACCACGUCCAUCAGAAGGCACUGACAGACCACGCCCCUCAGAGGGAACCGACAGGCCACGCCCAUCCGAAAAUCCUGACACUGAAAGACCACGUCCAUCAGAAGGCACUGACAGACCACGCCCCUCAGAGGGAACCGACAGACCACGCCCUACAGAGCCACCAGCAUCUGAAAGACCGCGCCUUUAAGAAUUGUAGUCGUUAACAUGCGACAUCCUACAUUGUAUGAUUCCUAGCACUAACGGACAAAGGUCAACAUGACCUGAACAAACUGACGAAAAUUAUCACAUUCUAUAAAUAAUGAUAGAUGAAGAAAAGAAACAAAAAAGGAUGAAAGAAAGAAACAAAAAAAUGAACGAUCACAAAUAUUUCAGUUUCAUUUUCUGUUUUAAAUUUUCCAUUUAUUUUCAAACAUUAUCACUUAUUCUAAUUUGUGUUACUCUUCCGUUGUUACCUUUGAUAUUUUGUAUAGCCUCCUUUUCCCUCCUUUUAAACUGUCUCCCGUCUCUCCUUUAUAUUAUAAUUUUGUAAUAUACGUACUGAAACUAAGUUACGGGGGCUUGCCUCUCAUACAAGCUUUGCUUUUCUUGGCAAGCCCCUCCGUUCUGUUUUAUAUAGUCAUUAUAGUCAAAGUUACUUUAGUUCGCAUUAGUUCUCAUUGUUUAUAACUUACUCCGAUUGAUGUUGUACUUCAAAUUUGACUAUGUAUUGUUUGAUUUUGUUGUGCUUUGUGAACGGAAAAUGAAUAAAUCUAAAUCUAAAAUCUAAAAACAUAAUUAUGGGCCCAUACCAUAAGUCUUAAACACGAGUUUCUAAAUGUAUCCAGAUCUGCUGUCGUGACUAGCUAGCUGAUCCCUGGAUUUAAACUUUCAAGGUUCGGUUAAUAAGAUUUGAAUCAUAAUUAUUUGAGAUUUGAAAAUUUAUCAUUCGGAUGAAAUUUGAAUCCAGAGUCCAACCAGUAUAAAACGUGUCCGGUCUGGAUUUAGCUUAAAUACCUGUAAUUUAGAGACAUUAAUUAUUGACAGAAGGUACAGCGUUUAAUGUCACCGUUUGUUAUUUUUUUCGACGAAGGGAACCGGUUUUCCUUGAAAAAAAUACUUCACUUUUGUUGAGUGCACGUGUCGAUAGUAUGAGAUUGUAUUAAUUUGCUUUGAAGCUUCAUAAAUAAGUAUGAAUUAAAGAAACAACUUGGUCAAAUUGAAA
Molecule: messenger RNA, 2105 nt
Organism: Lytechinus pictus (painted urchin)
Lineage: Eukaryota; Metazoa; Echinodermata; Echinoidea; Temnopleuroida; Toxopneustidae
Product: apolipoprotein D-like
Exons: 2
Coding region: 213-1091 (292 amino acids)
Biological process (GO): tissue regeneration; lipid metabolic process; response to reactive oxygen species
Cellular component (GO): cytoplasm
Molecular function (GO): lipid binding
Source: RefSeq, a predicted model, not a curated record